CCUUGCCAUCUUCUUGCUGCUUCGUUUUAGCUUUACAACUUCCACUCCUCGCAGCUCCUUCGCCAUUGCAGCAGUUCUCGCUGUCCUCCUUCUCUCCCCGGACACGAAUCCAGCGGCAAGCAAAACCCGCUUGCCUGGGCGCUUUGCAAAGGAAGAGGGUGGGGAGGCGAGGCGAGGCGGGCCGUGCCGCUGAAAGGGCCGGGCCUUAGCGUUGCCUCUUUCCUGCGAGCCGUUCAGGCGGGGCUAAGGUCUCCCUCCCUCUCCGGAGGGAACUGAUUCUCCUCCCGAUUCGUCCUUUUCCCCGCCCGCGCCUGUCUCUUUCAGCUUCCCCCUCGACCCGCAAGCCGUUGCAGCGUCCUCGGGAGCCACUCCUGUCUUUCGGAAGUUAAUUUCCGUCGCCUGCAAGAGCGGAAAGCGCCAGGCAGCCGCAAUGGCCCAUGCUAAGCAGACCCGUGUCUUCCUGCUCAACGACAUGGAAAAGCUGGACAAGACCCUCUUCCGGCUGGAACAAGGUUUUGAGCUCCAGUUCCGACUGGGCCCUACUUUGCAAGGAAAGCAUGUCACGGUGUAUACCAACUAUCCAGCUUCUGGAGAAGUGUUUGAUCGUCACAAGUUCAGAUCGCUGUCGUGGCACAACCCAACAGGAAAAGAAGACGAUUCUGACAAAUACUGUAAACUAGACCUCCAAACUUCUGGAUCAUACAAGUAUCAUUUCAGUCAUGAAGGUCAGAAAAGUGGUGGAGGCUAUAUAGUUGUAGAUCCUAUUUUACGUGUUGGUGCUGACAAUCAUGAAUUGCCUUUGGACUGUGUUACGCUCCAGACAUUCCUAGCAAAGUGUCUGGGACCAUUUGAUGGAUGGGAAGAUCGUCUGAGAGUCGCAAAAGAAUCUGGUUAUAACAUGGUUCACUUGACACCAAUACAGAAACUUGGGCUAUCUAGAUCGUGUUAUUCAUUGGCUGACCAGCUGGAAGUAAAUCCUGAUUUUUCAACCCCCAACAAAAAGUGUUCCUGGAGCGAAAUUGGAAAACUAAUAGAAAAAAUGAAAAAUGAAUGGAAUAUGCUUUGUAUUACAGACGUAGUCUACAAUCACACUGCGGCAAAUAGUGAGUGGAUCACUCAACAUCCAGAAUGUGCAUACAAUCUUGUUAAUUCUCCUCACUUGAAACCAGCCUGGCUUUUGGACAGAGCCCUUUGUCAUUUAACCUAUAAAGUAGCUGGUGGCAAAUGCAGUGAUAAAGGGGUGCCUCCAGUGAUUGAAAAUGAGCAUCACUUGAAUUGUAUACGAAAAGUUAUUUAUGAGGAUGUUUAUCCCAAGAUAAGAUUAUGGGAAUUCUUCCAAGUAGAUGUUAACAAAGCAGUGCAACAAUUUAAAACACUUCUAACUCAAGCAGGUGGCUCAAAAGUUAAAACCGAUCCUAGUCAACAUCUUGCAAUCAUUCAGGAUCCUGAAUUUAAGAGAUUCAACUGUACUGUAGAUAUGAAUAUUGCGCUGAAUACCUUCAUACCACAUAGCAAUGGGCCUGCUGCAAUAGAAGAGUGUUGUAACUGGUUCCGCAAGCGAAUUGAAGAACUAAAUGGUGAACAGUACCGGCAAAUAAAUUACCACCAAGAGCAGGCAGUCAAUUGCAUCUUGGCAACAGUGAACUAUGAACGACUGGCUGGUCAUGGUCCCAAACUAGGUGCUGUAACUAGAAAGAAUCCUUUAGUUACAAGGUACUUUACUUACCCAUUUAAAGAGUUUAGCCUGGAAGAAGAAGAAGAAAUGAUGAUGCAUCAGCCUGAUAAAGCAAGUUAUUUCAUGGCCCAUAAUGGCUGGGUGAUGGGAGAUGAUCCUCUGAGAAACUUUGCUGAACCCGGUUCAAAUGUCUACUUGAGAAGAGAGCUCAUUUGCUGGGGUGACAGCGUCAAGCUGCGUUAUGGGAACAAGCGAGAAGACUGUCCAUAUCUCUGGGCUCACAUGAAGAAAUACACUGAAAUGACCGCCAAAUAUUUCCAUGGAGUACGUCUUGACAACUGCCACUCAACACCUCUUAAUGUGGCUGAGGAGAUGCUAGCAGCAGCCAGGUCAGUCAGACCUAAUCUUUAUGUGAUAGCUGAACUCUUCACGGGCAGUGAGUACAUUGACAAUGUCUUUGUCAACCGCCUUGGAAUUACCAGUCUGAUUAGAGAGGCAAUGAGUGCAUACAACAGUCAUGAAGAGGGGAGAUUAGUUUACCGCUUUGGAGGAGAGCCAGUUGGGUCUUUUGUGCAGCCACGUUUGAGGCCUCUGAUGCCAGCCAUAGCUCAUGCACUGUUCAUGGACAUUACACAUGAUAAUGAAUGUCCAAUUCAGCAUCGAUCUGCUUAUGAUGCCCUUCCGAGCUCAAUGAUUGUUUCCAUGGCAUGCUGUGCUACAGGGAGCACUAGAGGCUAUGAUGAACUGGUGCCCCAUCAGAUUUCUGUGGUUUCUGAAGAGCGGUUUUAUGCCAAGUGGAAUCCAGCAGCAUUGCCCUCAACACCCGGGGAAGUCAAUUUUAAAACAGGGAUUAUAGCAGGAAGGCUGGCGAUCAACAGAUUGCACCAAGAGCUGGGAGCUAAAGGCUUUAUUCAGGUGUUUGUAGAUCAAGUCGAUGAGGAUAUUGUGGCUGUGACAAGGCACUGCCCUAACACACACCAGUCUGUCGUGGCUGUUUCCCGAACAGCUUUCAGAAAUCCCAAAACUUCCUUUUACAGCCAAGAAGUUCCCCAGAUGUGCAUUCCAGGCAGAAUAGAAGAGGUGGUUCUUGAAGCUAGGACUGUUGAAAGAAAUGCUGGCCCAUAUAAGAAAGAUGAGCACUCAAUCAAUGGAUUGCCCGAUUACACAGUUGAGCUUCGAGAACACAUCCAGCUCAAAGAAAGCAAAAUCAUAAAACAAGCUUCAGUUGCUACAAAAGGCCCCAAUGAAUUUGUUCAAGAAAUAGAAUUUGAAAAAUUAACGCCAGGCAGUGUUAUUAUAUUUAGAGUUAGUCUUGAUCCGAAGGCACAAGAGGCUGUGGGAGUACUGCGUAGUCACCUGGUCCAGUUCAGUCCUCACUUUAAAUCUGGAAGUUUGCCUGAUGAUAAUUCAGAACCUAUACUCAAAACACCCUUCUCAGUCAUUGCAUCAAAAUUAACGCUGGCAGACCUGAAUCAGGUAUUAUAUCGGUGUGAUGCUGAAGAACAAGAGGAUGGUGGGGGAUGCUAUGACAUACCAAACUGGACACCCCUAAAAUAUGCAGGCCUCCAAGGAUUGAUGUCAGUGAUGGCUGACAUACGACCAAAGAAUGAUUUGGGACACCCUUUUUGUGGUAACUUGAGAUCUGGAGACUGGAUGAUUGACUAUGUCAGCAACCGGCUCAUUUCCCGGGCUGCAGCCUGUGCUGAAGUUGGCAAGUGGUUGAAAGCAAUGUUUAUCUACUUGAAGCGGGUUCCUCGUUAUCUCAUUCCAUGUUACUUUGAUGCCAUAUUAGUUGGUGCAUAUACAACGCUGCUUGAUGUGGCUUGGAAGCAGAUGUCAAGCUUUGUUCAGAAUGGAUCGACAUUUGUUAAACAUCUUUCCUUGGGUUCAGUCCAGAUGUGUGGAAUAGGAAAAUAUCCUUCUUUGCCACCUCUGUCCCCUGCCAUUCAAGAUGUUCCCUACAGGCUGAAUGAAAUUACAAAAGAAAGUGAACAGUGCUGUGUUUCUUUAGCAGCUGGUUUACCUCAUUUUUCAUCUGGCAUUUUCCGCUGUUGGGGAAGGGACACGUUUAUUGCCCUGAGAGGUCUGAUGUUAGUUACUGGACGGUACUUGGAAGCUAGGAACAUAAUUUUGGCAUUUGCUGGUACCCUGAGACAUGGCCUCAUUCCCAACUUGCUUGGUCAGGGCACUCAUGCAAGGUUCAAUUGCCGUGACGCUGUGUGGUGGUGGCUUCAGUGUAUUCAGGAUUACUGCAAAGUUGUUCCAAACGGUACUGAGAUUCUCAGGUGUCCUGUGUCCAGAAUGUAUCCUACAGAUGAUUCCGCUCCUCAGCCAGCGGGCAGAAACGAUCAGCCUCUAUAUGAUGUGAUACAGGAAGCUAUGCAGAGACACAUGCAAGGCAUACAGUUCCGAGAGAGGAAUGCUGGCCCACAAAUAGAUAGAAACAUGAGAGAUGAAGGUUUUAAUGUGACUGCAGGUAUAGAUGUGGAGACUGGCUUUGUCUAUGGAGGGAACCGUUUCAAUUGUGGCACAUGGAUGGAUAAGAUGGGGGAGAGCGAUAAAGCUCGCAAUAAAGGAAUUCCAGCAACUCCAAGAGAUGGCUCUGCUGUGGAAAUUGUUGGCCUGUGCAAAUCAACAGUUCGCUGGCUGCAUGAACUGUCAAAGAAAAAUAUAUUUCCUUAUUCUGGAGUUACUGUGAAAAGGCAUGGGAUGGAGGAGACCAUUACAUAUGAUCAAUGGAACAGGAAAAUCCAAGCACACUUUGAAAAGCUGUUCUUUGUCUCUGAGAACCCAGCAGAUCGUAAUGAGAAGCAUCCCACUCUGGUUCAUAAACGGGGCAUUUAUAAAGACAGCUGUGGAGCAUCAAGUCCUUGGUGUGACUAUCAACUAAGGCCUAACUUCCCCAUAGCAAUGGUGGUGGCACCAGAAAUGUUUUCUCCUGAAAAAGCUUGGAAAGCACUUGAAAUCGUAGAGCAAAAGUUACUAGGUUCGCUUGGCAUGAAAACAUUGGACCCAGACGAUAUGGUUUACUGUGGUGUGUAUGACAAUGCCUUAGACAACGACAACUACAAUGUGGCUAGAGGAUUUAAUUACCAUCAAGGGCCUGAGUGGCUUUGGCCCAUUGGGUAUUUUCUUCGUGCCAAAUUGUACUUUGCCAAGUUAAUUGGUCCAGAGAUCUAUGCAAAGACUGUGUUUUUGGUUAAGAAUGUGCUUUCUCGGCAUUAUGUUCAUCUUGAGAGAUCUUCUUGGAAGGGGCUUCCAGAACUGACUAAUGAAAACGGGCAGUAUUGCUCCUUCAGCUGUGAAUCUCAGGCCUGGUCAAUCGCUGCCAUCCUUGAGGUUCUCUAUGACUUGUAACGGUGGUAAUCUGCCUCAAUGAGUCAUCUUGCUUUGUUCUCAAUUUAAGUACCCUUGCUUGUCCUGUUGUAGAGUCCUGCUUUUCCACUGUUACAUUGUGAACUUCCCUGGUUUUAGAAAAAAUGGUUUAUAUCUGUUCUGACACACUUGUUUGUGGGUGCUCAUUCUUUGAGAAUUGCACUAGAAUUAUAUAUAUUUUAAACUACUAAUGAGGACUAGAAGCUGAUAAACUAAAAGCACCUUCACUGAGCAUGUAGUCAAAUAUAUCAAGAAUAAAUAUGUGGGUUAACUGUAUACUGGAGCAGGCUUCUGAUGCAACAGGAUUUCCUUUUCAAGACCCUAAAUUUUUAGUAUUUCAAACAAAGGUAACAGUAUAACUGAAUUAGUGAUUGAUCAUCUGACACAGUGCAUUCAUGGCUAUAAAACUAAAUGAAACUUACAGAAAAGGUUGAAUUGGUUUGCUCAUGUUAUCUGAAGUCAGUGAUGGGAACUAGUCAUUCUGUGAUAAUUAACAGUAAAAGUAGUAGCACAAGCUAGUCACAAUACAAUGGCCAUUUUAAAUCUCUCGCUGUGGUGGCUGCCUUACUUGGUAGGAUGUUGCAUGGAACCAAAUAUCCUAUCCUUGCCCUUUGGCAAUUUGGGCAAUACCAGAUGAACUCCUCACUCUUAUGAAGGCAGCUGCCAAGAAGAACAAUUCACAGCUGCUUCCUGACAAGCAGUUGUUCAUGUAACAACCUUUAGUGACCUACCUGCAAGAAAGGAAUUUUUCUGUUGCGUAAGGUUCUAAGAGAUUCCUUUAUCUUGAUUCAAUCCAACUUGUUCUAAGUGCUGUGAUUACGGUUUAGUUGAAAGUAUCUGAAACUCAGUAACUUGUGCCAUUGUCUCAGUGCAAUUAAUCAGCAAAAGCCAAAUUAGGUAGCAGUGUUUUUUGGACUGCACAUGGAAAAUAGUAAGUUGAAAACUAGGGUCAUUUUAUAUAAACAAACUGCAAUUUGUCAUGCUCAUCUUCGAGUCUUACCUUGGAAAAGGAUGCUGCACCUGAGCAAGUUUGGAAAGCUCCACUUAUGAUAACUCCAAUCACAUUACCUUUCAAUAGGCAAUGAGGUGCAUAAGAUGGAUACAUUUGGUGUUUUGGCCAUAUUAACUGGCUUAAAGUCUCAUUAGCUUUGGAAGAGUAUAUUUACAAGUUGGUGUGCUUUAUAUUGAAACCCUACAGUCAGAUAUUUGGAGCCAAACCUAGAUGUGACAAGCAGCAGCUCCACACGUUUAGGUAUGGAAGUGCCCCAAUCGUAUAGAAAGAUGGGAGUGGGUGCUGGCCAGUGUUCCCUCUAAGCUGAGUUAGUGUGAGCCAACUCACAGUUUUUUAGCCUCCAGCUCA
Messenger RNA from Gekko japonicus, 6410 nucleotides. RefSeq names its product amylo-alpha-1, 6-glucosidase, 4-alpha-glucanotransferase (gene AGL). The transcript has 35 exons. Gene Ontology annotation, biological process: glycogen biosynthetic process; glycogen catabolic process. The coding region runs from base 431 to 5032 and encodes 1533 amino acids. Lineage: Eukaryota; Metazoa; Chordata; Lepidosauria; Squamata; Gekkonidae. The record is from RefSeq and is a predicted model, not a curated record. Gene Ontology annotation, molecular function: 4-alpha-glucanotransferase activity; amylo-alpha-1,6-glucosidase activity.